AUAGCUGUAAACCGUUCUUCUCCACUUCACAACUGGACGUACCAAAUUCAGCCAUGACGCUCUACACUUCUUUAGCUCCGUGACUCUGAUUUUCUUAUCUUGCAUCUCAAUCACGAGAUCAAAUUCAAGAUGCUCACUCGACCUGUGGCUGCGACAUUGAGUUGCCGUCAAUGCCAAUCAGCCAUUGUUCGUGCCGUUGUAUCGAGACCAGCUACAAGCUGUUUUCGCAGCUUGCCACAGACCACUUCACGACGUCUUCCUCUAGCGACGAGGUUCUACUCGGAUGUUAAAACUAACGAUCCAAUAGUCGAAAAAGAGUCUUCGAGUCCGAUUCCUCCCAGCGAUGUUCUCAAUUCGAAACCCGAAGCCACAGAAGAGGUCGAAGAACCUGAAGAUGUUCCUUGGUUUCUCGAAGUUGAACCCCCGCGACAUCCCGAGAAUCAACAUGCCGUCGAAUUACCAAAGAUACCCGAGGGUGCACCAGAAGUCCUGAAACCAAUGGUGAAAUACAUAUUUGAGGACAUGGGAUUAGACGAGAUUUCUAUGCUGGAUAUGCGCGACCUUGACCCUCCGGCUGCUCUUGGUCCGAACUUGAUCAUGCUUUUUGCGACAGCUCGAAGUGAACGACAUCUUCACAUUUCAUCCGGUCGCUUUGUACGAUGGCUUCGAAAAAAUCACAACAUUUCUGCAAGAGCCGAUGGCUUGAUUGGACCUGGUGAACUAAGGACGAAACUGCGCCGACUUCGAAAGAAGGCCAAGUUGAUGGGUACUAACACUGCUAUUAUUCCUGGUGGUGACAAUGGUAUCUCGACAGGAUGGGUCUGCGUCAACUUUUCUUCCAACGGCGACACCAUCAACGAAGCUGCCAAGGUGGAUGAUACCGGCCGCUUCUCUGGCUUCGGUGCUCCUCAAACAGGCACCACAGUAGUUAUUCAAUGUAUGACAGAAUCCCGGCGUGCAGAGCUUGACCUCGAGAGUCUGUGGCAGACUGUUCUAAAGAAGAGUUUGCGAGAAAACAAGCAAGCUCGUGGUGAGAAGAUCAAUAGCCCUGAGGAGCUUGAUGAACUUCUGGCCACCAAAGUCCAGCUCCCCAAGUCAGAAUCUGCUCAACAAUGGCAGGCUCUACAGAAAGCGUCCCAACAACGACGCACCUACACCACGAGCGCCCGACGGCUUUCACCAGAGCUUCCACGUGCUGAUCACACUUCGCCCGUCAUAUCAGACGAGCUCGUUGACCUGCACGAGCAAUCAGCACAGAGCACCCCUGAUCUGGAGCACAUCCGUAAGCGCUUUGAGCACAUUCAGCUGGUUGGGUUACCACUUAGCCAGAGCGAAAUAUAUCAAUUCAUCCGCGAUGCUAUGACAGCGCCCUCAGUCGAACCUGCUUCCGGAUCACGACUUACUUUUGUCGACCAGAUCCUCUUGACGGCUGAGGAGCGAGGCAUGAUCAUCUGGACCGAUGAGAUGUUCUUCACGCUUAUCGAGGGAGGUCUAUCAUCACCGUCGUUCGGACAACCUCAGCUUGAGCGAGCUCAGAAGAACCUCGAAACACUCAUGGUGCAGAAGGACUGUCGAUUCAACAACACUCAAACGAGCAGUUUGCUGUCAGCCUACGCAAAACGAGAGGACUGGCCCCGAUUCUGGGAUACUUUCCGCAGACCAUCUCUCUUCAAGAAACCCAGGAGCUCAACUGUCUACAUAGCGGUUUACAUGGCUAUGGCGCGUACUGGCAACCAGGUCUUUUGCAUCGAGAACCUACGCUGGGUGUAUGAUGAAAUGAUUAACGAGCCGAAGCCCCUACCCAUGUUUGGCGCACUGUACGGAUCGCUCAAGGCGUGUAUCAGGGUCGCUGAUCCGGCGGCUGCAAAGCUUUUGGGUAUCGAUGCUGGUGAUCUUGGAAAACAGUCGCAUUAUGGCAAGCAGAGAUUGGCGAACAGAGAGUAUCUCAAGAUGCUCAAGGAGGUUGAGGCUCUCCAUACUGAGACUUCUGGGUACUUUGCUAGACAGAGAAUGUAUCAAGGCAUGGAUGUCCUUAAGGAAUCGGACUUGUCUCAGGAACAAUAGUUUCACGAAUAAGCGUUGGAAAAGCAUAGUCUGGGUCGGUGUCUUGUGUAUAACAACUCAUAUGUAACAAUAUCUGAUGCA
Fusarium redolens is the source of this 2145-nucleotide messenger RNA. RefSeq lists its product as uncharacterized. NCBI's taxonomy places the organism in Eukaryota, Fungi, Ascomycota, Sordariomycetes, Hypocreales, Nectriaceae. The transcript has a single exon. Gene Ontology annotation, cellular component: mitochondrion. The record is from RefSeq and is a predicted model, not a curated record. Bases 130 to 2064 code for a protein of 644 amino acids. Gene Ontology annotation, biological process: mitochondrial gene expression; mRNA stabilization; mitochondrial proton-transporting ATP synthase complex assembly.